Penicillium subrubescens is the source of this 723-nucleotide messenger RNA. RefSeq lists its product as uncharacterized. Bases 1 to 723 code for a protein of 240 amino acids. The record is from RefSeq and is a predicted model, not a curated record. The transcript has 3 exons. Lineage: Eukaryota; Fungi; Ascomycota; Eurotiomycetes; Eurotiales; Aspergillaceae.
AUGGCACUACCCGAUUCAGGGAGCAUGCAAUCAGUGUCCGACGAUCCUAACAAUCCAUCCAACUGGACCGUGGUUUGGACUGAGCUUCGGGCGCCAAUCGGACAUGAGUCUGAUAAACAACGAUGGGUCGGUUAUUUCCAACCCUUAGUACAUGCAGCGGGCCACAAACAGUCAAUAUGGGCUCGGCUUCGCUUCAACCCGGACAAAGUGAUUCUAGGCACAUGCAACUCAGCGUGCAGGGACUUUGAAAGCUCUCCGUUAGCUCAGCUUUUCAGGGAACAGCUUACGAAUGACGGGAUUACAUUCCUAACAUGUUAUGAGUUCCCCGACGAUUGGUACCAUUGGUUUCAAUCUUUGUUACCCAGACGUUUUAUCUAUAUCUUCUGGGUCUACUUUAAAGUGCCAGUAACGGAAGAGCAAAAGCAAAGGGUUGCAAAAAGCGUUGGUAUUCGCCCGCCUGUUGUGUUAAACCUUCGACCCAACCAAAGACUGCAACCACGUCUUCCCGUGAAGCUAUGGGCUACUCGUACGGAGUACCUGCAUGGUGAAGAGCCACAUAUCUGGAGAGAUGAGGAGGCAGCAUCUUGGAGGCUCAUCAAGUCUAGACACAUUAAUUCCUUUGGUGAGACGAAUGUAGACAAGUUUCAUGGUUUUCUUCGUGAUAUCGGCUCGAUGGAAUUCAAGGAAGACUAUUGUCACUUUGAAGAGCUCCCACGCCUAUAA